Molecule: messenger RNA, 1698 nt
Organism: Arthroderma uncinatum
Lineage: Eukaryota; Fungi; Ascomycota; Eurotiomycetes; Onygenales; Arthrodermataceae
Product: polyamine transporter TPO5
Exons: 3
Coding region: 1-1698 (565 amino acids)
Biological process (GO): transmembrane transport
Cellular component (GO): membrane
Molecular function (GO): transmembrane transporter activity
Source: RefSeq, a predicted model, not a curated record
AUGACGACAGCGUCACAGGAGGAUGGCGGGAGGUUGCGGAGGGCGUCGGAGGACGCAAAUGCGAACGCAGCCUUAGCGAAGAUGGGAUAUAAGAGCGAGCUGCCUCGAAAUCUGGGCAUGAUGAGUGUUCUUGGUCUGUAUGUUGUCGCGGUCACCCCGUUCAAGCUAUUCGGCGUAUCGGAGUCGUCCUUCGCUAUCAUGGCUGCGCCUUUCGGCCUGAGUACUACGUUAUAUAUCACUCUUACGGACGGACAGUCGGUCACUAUAAUCUGGGGUUGGGUGCUCGUUACUCUGAUUUCGAUAGCUAUCGCAGCUUCACUUGCCGAGAUAUGUUCCGUAUACCCAACAGCGGGUGGAGUGUAUUACUGGAGUGCGAUGCUGUCAACGAGGGAAUGGGCGCCGCUAAUGUCAUUUAUUGACGGGUGGCUGACAUUAGUGGGAAACUGGACUGUGACGCUGAGCAUAAACUUCUCGGGAGGCCAACUGAUUCUGAGUGCGAUUUCGCUUUGGAAAGAAGACUUCGUGCCCAACCAGUGGCAGACGAUCUUGAUGUUCUGGGCUGUUAUGCUAGUGUGCGCGCUGGUAAAUGUUUUUGGAUCGCGAUAUCUGGACCUCAUCAAUAAAAUAUGCAUUUUUUGGACUGCAUCAAGUGUACUUAUCAUUAUGGUCACAUUGCUCUCGCUCGCUGAUCAGAGAAGAAGCGGGAAAUUCGUCUUUACGCACUAUGAUGCAUCCGCUAGUGGAUGGCCGACCGGUUGGGCAUUUUUUGUCGGCUUGCUCCAGCCUGCUUAUACCCUGACUGGUUACGGCAUGGUUGCAGCCAUGUGCGAGGAAACACAGAAUCCACAUCGGGAAGUUCCCAGGGCUAUUGUUCUCUCCGUCGUCGCGGCCGGUGUAACCGGCCUUGUCUAUCUAAUCACCCUUCUUUUCGUCCUCCCAGAAGUCAAGAUGCUCCUAUCGGUUGCCAACGGUCAACCAAUCGGUCUUCUCUUCAAGACAGUCACCGGCUCGGCUGCUGGUGGGUUCGGCAUGCUCUUUUUGAUCAUGGGAAUUCAAAUAUUUGCCGGGAUUGGUGCUCUCACUGCUGCCAGCCGCUGCACUUACGCCUUUGCCCGUGACGGCGCUAUACCAGGAUCUCGACUCUGGAAACGGGUAAAUGGUCGACUUGGCGUCCCAUUGUGGGGGAUUGUUCUCUCGACUGUAGUCGACUGCCUCCUAGGUCUGAUCUACUUUGGUUCCGCGGCAGCAUUUAACUCCUUCACUGGUGUUGCUACGAUCUGUCUAUCGACAUCGUAUGGUCUACCGAUUUUGAUAUCCAUUGUUCGUCGGCGCAAGAUGUUUAAAAAUGCGCCCUUCUCUUUGGGGAAGUUCGGCUAUGCGAUUAACAUUACAGCAAUCUGCUGGAUAUGUUUCUCUACCUUCCUUUUCUGUUUACCGGUGUCAUUGCCAGUGACGCCAUCGAGCAUGAAUUAUGCAAGUGUUGUAUUUGCUGGGUUUGCCACGAUCAGUGUUGCGUGGUACUUUGUCCGGGCUCGCAAAGCGUUUACAGGACCUCCAAUGGCGAUGGACGACGUCAGGAAAGAUGAAGCUGGCGUGUUGGCUGGUAGGACCGUGCCUCAUACCGAGGACGGGGUUACAUCUUUAGAUAAAUCUGAGCCAGAGAAGCAACAUGUGGAACAUGAGAUGAAGAGGGAAUGA